CUAUUUAAAUUUGUUUACAAUUUAAUCAAUUUUUCAUUUUGCUUCAUCUUGCCAGAUUUGUUGGUGCUCUGUUGUAACAUCCUAUCCAAAACCAAACGAUUUAAAAGUCGAUAUGUUUCCAAGUAUUUUCUGUAUUGGAUUGUUUUUAUUUAAUAUCCAGUUUAUUAGUGGUGCCAUUCCUUCGUACUUAAAAGUAUGUCACAGAGGACCGGGAUUCAGCGAAUGCGCUGUUGCGGAUGCCAACGAAGUAUUGCCACAUUUAUUAAAAGGCGAAAGGCAAAUGAAAAUUCCGAACAUGAUCCCUAUGAAUUUUCCCGAAGUCCAAAUUGAUGCGGGACCAAAUUUGAAAAUUGCACUGUACAACUUGGACAUUUAUGGACUUGAUACGAUGAUUAUAGAUGAUUUCCAGAUCGAUUUUGACAAGCUUCAUGUAAUGCUUGCCAUGCAUGCUAAACAGGUAUCUUUAAUAGGUACAUAUGAUAUUGAUGGACAAAUUAUGGUACUACCCAUUCAAGGAAAGGGACCAUGUAAUUUGACAAUUGUGAAUCCAGAGUUUGUAUACCAAUUUGACUACAAGCUGGUACAGAAAAAUGGAGGUGAGCAUGCUGAAGUCUUAGAAAGUUCUCUGGACUUCAAUAUUCCAAAGACGUAUAUAAAUUUGGAGAAUCUAUUUAAUGGAAAUAAACAAAUGGGCGACCAUGUAAACGAAUUCUUGAACGAAAACGAUAAAGAGUUCAUCAACGAAAUAUCCGGAGCUGUCAAGGGUACCAUUUCAGCUAUAGGUCAACAAUUCUUCCAAGGGAUAUUUGACAGCAUUCCAUACGACGAGUUGUUCCUCGUAUAAUAUACAUGUACCUAUUUUUUAUAUUUUUUAAUUUUUUAUAUUUUAUUUAGUGUUAUUUAAUAGUACAAAUAUGUUUA
Molecule: messenger RNA, 921 nt
Organism: Sitophilus oryzae (rice weevil)
Lineage: Eukaryota; Metazoa; Arthropoda; Insecta; Coleoptera; Curculionidae
Product: protein takeout-like
Exons: 5
Coding region: 113-844 (243 amino acids)
Source: RefSeq, a predicted model, not a curated record